Messenger RNA from Cervus elaphus (red deer), 663 nucleotides. RefSeq lists its product as uncharacterized. The record is from RefSeq and is a predicted model, not a curated record. The coding region runs from base 1 to 663 and encodes 220 amino acids. NCBI's taxonomy places the organism in Eukaryota, Metazoa, Chordata, Mammalia, Artiodactyla, Cervidae. The transcript is spliced from 3 exons.
AUGUUCCAGGGUCUGGGUGAUCCCUGCCCCGACAGGACUAGAGACGAGAGCACAUCCAUCUCCCCGCUGGGCGCCGUCCCUCUCAUCAUUCCGGCGGUCUUCACACCAAAGAACCAGCAGCCCACUGUCUCGCGUCAGCUAAGCGUCACGGCCUCUCUCCUCAGCGUUCCAGACCGGAAGCAGCCGGAGGCGUUUCCGGAAGUAGGGACUGAGGAAGGCGGAAAGGCUGGCGAGGCUUGGAGCGGCGGUGGGAACACUGCUGUGGGGGCUCGGCGCCUCUGGGUGCCCGCCACCCCAACCAAUUCCCGGUCGAGCAGCCUCCCUGCCCCUCCCCGCCAACUCCCUGGAUGGAUUCUCGGGACCCCGGCGAGCCGACCGGGCGGCCAGAACUCCCCUCAGCCGGCUGGUCGGUUUGAGGGUUGCUACGGCAACAGCCACUUCCGGGAGUGGGGGCUCGGGUCUGCCCUUGAGCCGUGGGCCCCACCCCGCGCCCUCAGACCGCGUUUCUCUGUUGCUCCUGGCAACAGCCACUUCCGGGAGAGGGUGCAGUUUCCCCCUGUCCCCCCGCCCCGUUCCAGCACCGCGAGCGCUCCAACGCAGGGUUCCGGCCUCCCGGCAACCGUUAGUCGGCGAUCUUCGCUGUCCGCCGGCGGGGGCGGGUGA